Messenger RNA from Haliotis rufescens (red abalone), 16335 nucleotides. RefSeq lists its product as uncharacterized. The record is from RefSeq and is a predicted model, not a curated record. Gene Ontology annotation, molecular function: ATP hydrolysis activity; ubiquitin-protein transferase activity. The transcript is spliced from 2 exons. Lineage: Eukaryota; Metazoa; Mollusca; Gastropoda; Lepetellida; Haliotidae. Bases 51 to 6866 code for a protein of 2271 amino acids.
CGAAUGUUGCAGUUGUUGGGAUAUCCAACUGGGCACUUGAUGCAGCAAAGAUGAAUAGAGCUAUCCAUCUAUCUAGGCCGGAUAUGGAUGCAGAUGAACUCGUUCAGACGGGAUUGUCUAUUAGUGAAGCAACUCUUGAAGAUGGUGACGAAGAAGGGAGUCUAUUACAUCUGAAUGAUAACAACAGCAGCAAUCAAAUAGAUGAAGCACUGAUAAGAGCAAUAGCUGAGGCCUAUUCCAAAUAUGUCAAUGACCAGCGUUUCAAAAACUUUCAUGGUCUUCGAGACUUCUACUCUCUUGUGAAGUAUGUGUCUCGAAAAUUCAAGUCAAUGACAGUAGAACACUUUGAAGAUGACCAACGUAAAGUUGAUCUGGUUGUGAGAGGCUUACUCCGCAACUUUGGAGGUCUUUCAUCGGAAGUUAAUUCUGUUAUAUCUGUGUUCAAAGAGCAUCUAGGUGUGAUACUAACUGAUGGCACUGUUUCUGAUGAACUUGUGUUACCCUCCACCCUUGAGCUGGUACAGGAAAACAUUGAAGACAGAUCAGCACGUCACUUACUUCUGGUGACAAGAGGGGAGUCAGCUCUGAGCAUUGUUGAAGAUUUACUCAGGCAAAAUGAACGUCAGACUGUCACAAUUUUAGGAAGCCAUUUUGAUGAAGAUCUCAAUGAUGACUACAGCUAUCGCAUUCUUAGCAAAAUAAUACUUUGCAUGGAACAGGGAGUUGUUUUGAUAUUGAAAGACCUUGAUAGCAUUUAUGGGAGCUUGUAUGACAUGUUGAACCAAAACUACUCAAAAGUUGGCAUAAAGAAAACAUGCAGAGUAGCGCAUGGAGCCUAUAGUAACCCAGUGUGUCAUGUUCAUGAUGAUUUCCGGUGCAUUGUUUUGGUUGAGGAAAACAAACUUGACUUGUCAGAUCCACCAUUUCUGAACAGAUUUGAAAAACAGUGUAUCCGACUUUCAGAUAUGUUGACAGCUAGUGAGAAAAAAAUUGCUGAAGAAUUGGAGGCAUGGAUGAUUAGUGUCUCAAAGAUUCCAGGGCAUAAAUUCAGAAGAAAUGAUAUGAUACCUUUUGAUAACCCUGACUUGAUUGCAUCUUUGGUCCAUUAUUAUUUUUCUCAUUGCAAUACAAACAUUGAACAUGAAAGCUUAGUUGAGAAUUGUAAGAUGUUUCUGAUAAAAACAUGCACACCAGAGGGGAUAGUUCGCCUUCAACUAAGUGAAAGGCAUAGUGAAGAACCCUUAGAAGUAAAGAAAUGGCAGAACUAUUACUACAAGUUGCCUAUACAUGGGGGACUUCAGAAAUUUGUUGACUAUGCUCUUACUGAUUCUGAAACAACCAUACAGAAGGGCAAGGAAAUGAUUUUCAGUCACACCAAUAUUCAUACCAAUAUUCAGUCAUGUCUGGAUGUGUCUUCUGAAGAGUGCCAAGUUGAGAAAUUGAGCUCAUUCAAGUCUGAGAAACAGUUGUCAUCCAGGCUUCAUGCAUUUUGGUGUCUCCCUGGAAAGAAAUUUCUUAUUAUUCAAUGCUUAACAAGCUAUGAUCAAGACAACAUUCUUUUGAUGAAAUCACUAAUUGAGAAAGAACAGGGUGAAUACAAAUCUGAGAAUGAACCAGGUCAAGAGAAAUAUGUGUUUAUUAUCCUUCAUAUGGACAGAAAUGAUUCUGAUGAAUCAUUUAAUCUUUUGAAUUACCUAAGUGGAUGGAAUUUGACAGUUGUUGAUACUCUUGAGCCCAAGAAAAUUUCCUUGACUGACUUUCUAGUUAAACAAAAACUGGAAAUUGUCCAUGAACUGAAGCAAAUGGUACCAUUAGCUCACUAUCUCUUUUGGUCAUUCACCUUGAUAAAAUACCACAGCUAUGCCAGGAGUUUGACAAGUCUUAAAAGCCUGGUUGAAAACAUUUCUACCAAUUCACAUCUCAUGGCAUUCAUAGAGGGAGAAGUGUUUUCUAUUCUUGAAACACAAUUGAACAAGUCUGAAUUAAAGAACUGGCAGAUCAAUGUGGCAUGUGAUCAGUUGAAACUUUACACCUGUCUUACAUUACAUGUAGCACUUGAGAAUGACAUGAUGGAAUGUAUGAAAUAUCCUCUGGCUGCAAUGGUCUAUAAACUUGAGGCAGCAAAUACUUGGGAUUGUGUUGUUGGACAAGUGGAGUUUCAACAAAAGACUGAAUGCUGGAGGCAGCUUGCUAAAACUUCAUCAGUUUUAGACAUUAGUGAUGUGCCUCACCCACAAGGACCAGAGUCUUACCCAAUUAUGGAUCCAGCUUUGUUUCUUUUGUGUCCUUUUAGCAAAAUGUUCAUUGAAAGAAUUGAAAGCCUAAGAGGAUUGUGCACAGAAACUAUUGCAAUGGAAUACCCAGGCAUGGAAAUCGAUGAGAUUGAAGAAAAUCUCACAAAUGAAUUCAGUAGCAGACUUCAAGACCAAGUUUAUGACAUGGCAAGUGAAUUGUUUGAAUAUUCAUAUGGAGAACAACAUUUCAGUGAUUAUCUCCAUGACUUUGUAAGCAUAAUGUAUUCAAAUGUCAACAUUGGUAUGGAGGAAAGUCUAAAAGUCAAGGUUGUAGAAUGGUCAUUUUUAAUGAGAUUUCAAAUAGAAGGAUUACCAUUUGAAGCUGCAGUGACAAGACUGCAUGUUACAAAUUGGCUUCAUUUUGACAAAAUAGAAGCAGAAUUGAGACUUGUAGAUGCUUGUUUAAGUAUUAGUAAAGUGAGUUUGGAUGACAUCCUUGGAAGUUCAAAGCCAGUGCACAUGUUGUGCUUUAGUUCAACUGCAGAUGAACAUUCAUCACCAGAAACCCAAGUUCACAUGACUGACACAAAAGGGAAAUCAAUUGGUGACUUGAAAGUCAUAGAAGCCAUAGACAUGGAUAUGAAAGGUCAAGUUGGUACAUAUCAAGACAUUAAAGAAGAUCAGGAUGUUGAAGACAUUGGAAACGUAAUGAUCACUGAAAGUUGCUCUACAAAUGUCAAACCACAGUUUGAUGCUGUCAGUACUGAACAGCAUCAUACUGUUUCACAUGAAACACAGGAAUUUGAACUGGACGCCAGUACCAAUUUGGUUACAUUUGCUUGUCAGAAACUAAUUCCUACAGAAAAUCUGCUUGAGAACUCUACUUUUCAGUCAUGGGUAAACGGAGUCAGCCUUGUUUUGUCUUUGGCAAGUGAAGUGUCAUUAGAAUCCAAAGUAUUUCAGUCAUUACGGUUGUGUAAUGAAUUUGCAUUGCUUGUGUCAGUUCCACACAACACGGACAGAAGAUAUCUCUCUGAGAUAGGGCAUGCACUUGAAUCAAACCAGGUUGAAAGUGAUGUCAUAUUCAAAAAAAUUCUUCAGAUCAUAAACAAAGUGAAUGAAGAGAAGUUAGUUCCUGAAGAAGCACUACAACAUUUCUUUGCUUGUUACAUAAGCAUAUGUCUUGCUGCUGAUCCGGAAACAUCAGUAGUAGCUUUGGGACUUGAGGUACUUAAAGAUUUGACAAUUUUUCAAAGCAGCUUAAACUAUUUUGGUCCAACACUUUGUCAGAUUUUGAUGAUAGAAAUGGAAGAAUGUGAUUUGAUAAAUGAUGACCUUCUUGAAUACCCUGUUCUAAGAAAUCUAGACAAUUGCAUUCUAGCAUUCCAAGAGAAAGGUGAACCAGACUCACAGUUAGCAUGUCUUUGCAUAGAUGUCAUUGAGACACAUUUUACGCAAGAGAUAUUGGACUUUGAUGAUGAAAACCUAGAUACCAUGUUAAUGUGUGAUGAAAUUUACAGAUCUGAGGGGUUUUCACUGAAACACCUUAUAUCUUUGGCAUAUUUGAAAACCUGUCUAUCAAUUUUAGCAUCUGAUAUGAGACAGAAAGACACUGUUGAAAUACAUAUAUUACAAAAGGUGAAUGGCAUCCUACAGUUGGAUUCAGAUACCAGUGGAUCAACCAGAGAUAUCAGAACUAAAGCCUUGCAGAACUAUUUUGUCAAGGUACUUUCACAAAAUGAUGGGUUGAAAACAUUUGAGGAUAUUCUGAGUCAUCAUUCACAACAUUUGCCAUUCACAAAAGAAGUGAAAAUAGCAGAUGAAGAUAGACUGGUAGCACUUGAACUAUGCCCAAUGCAGAUGACAUGGUCUGAUAUCUAUUUUUCUGUUUCUGAUGGUUAUUAUGCAUUACCUAAGGACAACAGCAAAGUGAAAAGUGUAUUUAAAGCUGCCAGAACAAACCCUCAGUUCACCUACUGUGUGUUUGGUGUUGCCCUCCAACAAAUCUACCUUGUAAAGACUAUCAACCCUCUGACAGACAGUGAAAGAACAGAAAGAGCAAAGAUGUUCUGUGACUUAUCAAAAGGAGACAUUCAUAAGAACCAACUAAAAAUGCUGGAGUCGUUAUGCACAUGUGAUGAAUUUAAGUUCCCACUACUGCAGAUGGGUGGCCAAAAAUCAGUCAGAGACCAACAUCUUGCAAUCUGGAUUCUUCACCUAACAUGCUCAGUGCUUGCCUUCAAUCCCACUGAAAACCAAAUAAGCAGCACUGCUCCUUUGUGGUUAAGACUUAUUAUGAAUCCAGAUCAAAUAACAACAUUGUACAUGCCAGGAGCAGGAUAUGAUGAGAACAGUUUGCAUAUGAGCAAAUUUGCAUGUAUGAAAGCCAAAUUGAAAGAAUGUCAUUUUAUAAGGUGUAAGUGUGGGAUGACCACUGUUCUUACCAAUGAAGAAGCCUCAGUCUGCCAUGGGUGCCAGGAGAGUUUUGAAUCCAGUAAGGAAAGCGUGGAGCUGUCAGGCAUUUCUCAGAUGUCCACAAGAAAGCAGGGAUACAUCUACACUGAUAGCAGUCAUAUGGGAAAUGUGUUUCUAUCUGUAGGCACCUUGUCACCUGCUGCAUUUCGACUUUUACAGAUUGCUAUUCAUGGGUGCCUUGCUGUGUCACAAGCUCUUGGCUUCAUUACCACUUCUGAUCUCUCUGUGAUAAUGAAAAUCCCUGAGGAGGUAGAUGUAGUGCAUUACAUCAACAAGCAUUUACAAUGUCACUGGGAUGCUCUCUCUGUUAUGGCAGAAAUGGGACAUGCACAACUUGGUAAGCUUUUGAACUUCACAGUGAAAGAAGGGAUGUCAUCUUGGGUUCAUGAUACAUCUCAAUUUUGUGUCCCCGAAGAAAGAGACAGUUUUGAAGAUAGCUUCAGUGAUUAUUUCAAUGAAAUUAUGGUCAGGAGGUUUGGCAUUAUAAAGGAAGAGGUAAUAUGUUUCCAAAAGAACAACCCACAUAGCUCUGCUUCAUCCUGGGAAAUGAUAUUUGCUGAGGCUUCUGAUGAAGACAAUAUGUGUGAAAGAUUGCCGAGGUUGAUGAGGGAAAAUAUGGCCCCCAGUAUGGAAAAUAUGGAAAAGGAAUAUGUCAUUCAGCAGAAAACUGACAAGUUUCCAAUUAUGGCUUUAGUAUUUGAAAAGAAGAAAGCACUGUCAUUGCUAAGACAUCUCAUUCCACUUAUACAGUGGCACAUGUGUACUAUUCGGCACUCAAGUAAUAACUCAAGAGUAGUGGAAUGCAAAACUGUUGAGGACUUUAUCCUUACUUGUCAAAAAGAAGUAGCAGCUUGUGAGAAGUCAGAUUUGAUGAAAACAUUUGAGACCUUCAAGCAAUCUUGGAAUCAACUGAGAGAAGAGAUUGUCUUAUUGAAACACUAUAAUGAAUUCAUAUCAGACAUACCUAGGGUGCACAUAAGAGGUCCUCUUGAAACAUGCAUAAUGAAAAGUUCCUCUGCACCAGUUAUGCAAGUGUUGAAGGCUUUGCAGUCUAUUCAGAACCAGUUUUUAACAGACUCUGUUAUAGUUACUUUAUCACUGAACAACUUGUCAACCAGUUUUCUGAAACUAAAUGAUGGGAUUGCAACUCUGCAUGGAACAGCUAUUGAAAAUGUUGCACCAAGACAUGUUGUUACCCUGCCAGAUUUACGUGACAUGCCAAAGUUUUCUCAGAUAAACACAGAAUUAGGGCAUGGUAGAGAAAGACAAUAUGAUAUGUAUCAAAUUGAACUUCAAGUUGUGGCAGAAUGCCUGGUGAAUAAGCCAUUAUUAUUAAUAGGACCUAAAUUUCCUAUGAUCCGUUUUUAUGGCGAAAUAUUACACAGGACUGACCAGCUUCUGGAAGAUAUCAUCAACAUUGUUGGCCAUGAAGAUAUUGACAAAGAUAUCAUUAAGUCUGUCAUUUCACUGAAAGAGAAGAAUCCAUCAAAUAUGCAAACACUGACUGACUACUUAGAAAUGACCUUCACUCUUCUCAAAAGAGCACCACUUUCUGGUCGCCAGAAACAGCAAACCCUAAAUGACUUUCUGAUGGCUUGGCAAUCUUUCUUCCCAAAUAGAGUUGCUGACAUAGAUGCCUUUUGUAAAAGAAUCCGUUUGACUCAGUUGAUAUCUCUCUAUGAAUAUGUUGAAGACCUAGUGGCUGAAGUAAUCAUUGACCGUUUAGAAGACACAUAUCGAGUCCAAAUGCCUGAAGAAUGUCAAUCACACAUGAACACUGUUCUCGGCAUCAUGAAUUUGAAGUUGCAAGAAGCCCUUCUGUCAGCUUUGAAGAAGACUGUCAUCAGGUAUAUCCGAUUUCAGUAUGCAAAAUCAACUGAUCCCUUGUCACCAUUACUUAUGGAAAACACCAUGUGGCCAGAGGGUGUUUUAGCAGAUGUAACAUCCAAAACUGACAACCUGGACGCUGGACUGCUUCAUCCCUGCCUUUGUGUGGAGAAUAUCUGUGAUGCCAUUGACUUCACAACACAGGCUGUUGAGGAACUAAAGAUGAAGGAUGGCAGAAACAGUUCCCAAUAUGCAGUAAUAAGCCAAAAGAAGUCAGGAACUGUACAACAGAGGAAGAAGAAUUUGGCAAAGAAAUUUAGAAAGCGCUAAUAUAUUUUGUAAGUAAAAUGGGAGCUCCAUAAUAUUUCUGAAACAUAUUUCAUUUCUAAAUGCCAGGUGAGGAUUAAUUGGCUAUAGACAGAUAUACUUUCUUUACUUUGCUGUUCUUCACAAGGACAGUGAUUCAUUACUUUUGAUGAUCUGUCUUUCAGGUGUCAGGUUGCUAUGGGACAUGAACCAGUAUCUUUCGACCAAGAUAACUGACAUAGGAACAGAUUCAAACUUUCAAGUGUGAAUGUCUUUCUCAUAAUAUGUGAUGUUUUGUAGAACUGUAAAUAUUCAGUGUGAAUUUGUAAAUGGGCACAUAUUGUUAAAAAACAAUAUGGCUUUGCAUAACUUUAUCAUUUGCUUUUAAUACAUAGCUUUUGUGUAUUGAAUCUUGUAUUGUUAGAAUGUUCACCCAAAAGGAUAGUAUCAACUUGUGUUACUAUGCCUAUAAACAUUUAAAUAUUACAAACCAUUGAAUAAGGUGAAAAUAUUUGUUGCCCUUAUCUCAUAAAACAUAUCCACAAAAUAACUCAUCUUUUCUUAGCAUGCAUUUUUUUGUUUUAUUUGAACUACAUCCCUGUAUUAUGGACUGUACACAUGCAGACAUGAUGUAAGCUUUUGUACAAUAACUCUCACUUAUACAUAUUAUUUUGUAAACAUAGACUGAUGGCAAGGACAAUUCAAUUUGUACAACAGACAGUGAAGGGACAUUUGUUAAAUUUAUGCAUUGAGACAUGAGUACACGUAAAUAUGGACAUGUGGAUGGAAUAAACUGUCAUGUACAUGUAUAUAGUGGAACAAACCAACUUUAAUUAAUACAUCCAAAAUAUUUCUUGUAUAUUCAUGCAUCAUUUUUGUGUGAUUGAGUAACACAGAACUGUUAAUAUGUCGACAUUGUAACAGCUGUUUAUACAAUUUGUGUUAUUUAUUUGGAGUUACUUGUAAAUAUGGACUGAUAAUUCAAUAUCUGUGAUACAUAUCCCACAAUCCAACACAAAAAACACCACAGUUAAUAAGGUUCCGUUGGAUAUCUGUAAAUAACAUAUAGGACUAUUGAUAGUGCUGGUAGUUUUGUACAGAUACUUUAGAAUUAUGCUUUGAGAUAUCUGAGUACAUGUUGUAAAUAUGGACGACAUUUGAAUGCUACAAACCAUUGUGAAUUAAGGGGCAAUAUAUGUUUAAUAACUCUCAUUUGUACAUAUUUGCUUGUAAACAUGGACUGAUGUCAAAGCUAUUUUAAUCAGUCAACAUUCAAGGAGCGUUUGUUAAGUUAAUGCUUUGAGAUGUCAUGUAAAUAUGGUCUGACAACUCAAUAUCACCUACAUUAUUUAUGUUUCCCAAAAAAGAAUAAUAAAACCGAACGUUAACCAGGUUCCCUGGGACAUCUCUAAAUAAAAUAUAUCACUUCUGAUGGUACUGGUAGUUUUGUACAGAUAAUGGCAAAGAAUGAUACUUUAGAAUAAUGCUUUGAGAUAUCUAAGUACAUGUUGUAAAUAUGGACAUUUGGAUGGUAUAAACUGUCAUGAAUAUAGUGGAACAAACCAACUUUAAUUAACACAUCCAAAAUAUUUCUUGUAUAAUGAUACAUCAUUUUUGUGUGAUUGAGUUACACAGAACUGUUAGACAUAAUAACAGCUGUUUAUACAAUUUAUCUUAUGUAUUUGGAAUUACGUGUAAAUAGGGACUGAUAAUUCAAUAUCUGCAAUUUUACUUACAUAUCCCACAAUCCAACCAAAAAACACCACCAAAAACACCACAGUGAUAAGGUUCCUUGGGAUAUCUGUAAAUAAAAUAUAGGACUAUUGAUAGUGCUGGUAGUUUUGUACAGAUAAUGGCAAAGAAUGAUACUUUAGAAUAAUGCUUUGAGAUAUCUGAGUACAUGUUGUAAAUAUGGACAUUUGGAUGGUAUAAACUGUCAUGAAUAUAGUGGCAAUAUAUGUUUAAUAACUCUCAUUUGUACAUAUUUGCUUGUAAACAUGGACUGAUGUCAAAGAUAUUUUAAUCAGUCAACAUUCAAGGAGCGUUUGUUAAAUUAAUGCUUUGAGAUGUCAUGUAAAUAUGGUCAGACAACUCAAUAUCACCUACAUUAUUUAUGUUUCCCACAAAAGAAUGAUAAAACCCACAGUCCCUGUGACAUCUGUAAAAAAGGUAUAUGACUUCUGAUGGUACUGGUAGUUUUGUACAGACUAAAGCAAAGAAUGAGGCUUUAGAAUAAUGCUUUGAGAUUUCUAAGUACAUGUUGUAAAUAUGGACAUUUGGAUGGUAUAAACUGUCAUGAAUAUAGUAGAACAAACCAACUUUAAUAAACACAUCCAAAAUAUUUCUUGUAUAAUUAUGCAUCAUUUUUGUGUGAUUGAGUAACACAGAACUGUUAAUAUGUAGACAUAGUAACAGCUGUUUAUACAAUUUGUGUUAUUUAUUUGGAGUUACUUGUAAAUAUGGACUGAUAAUUCAAUAUCUCCGAUAUUACUUAUGUAUCCCACAAUUCAACCACACAAAAAACGCCUGCAAAAAACACCACAGUUAAAAAGGUUCAGUGGGAUAUCUGUAAAUAAAAUAUAUGAUUUCUGAUGGCACUGGUAGUUUUGUACAGAUAAUGGCAAAGAAUGAUACUUUAGAAUUAUGCUUCGAGAUAUCUGAGUACAUGUUGUAAAUAUGGACGACAUUUGAAUGCUACAAACCAUUGUGAAUUAAGUGACAAUAUAUGUUUAAUAACUCUCAUUUGUACAUAUUUGCUUGUAAACAUGGACUGAUGUCAAAGAUAUUUUAAUCAGUCAACAUUCAAGGAGCGUUUGUUAAAUUAAUGCUUUGAGAUGUCUUGUAAAUAUGGUCUGACAACUCAAUACCACCUACAUUAUUUAUGUUUCCCACAAAAGAAUGAUAAAACCCACAGUCCCUGUGACAUCUGUAAAAAAGGUAUAUGACUUCUGAUGGUACUGGUAGUUUUGUACAGACAAAAGCAAAGAAUGAGGCUUUAGAAUAAUGCUUUGAGAUAUCUAAGUACAUGUUGUAAAUAUGGACAUUUGGAUGGUAUAAACUGUCAUGAAUAUAGUAGAACAAACCAACUUUAAUUAACACAUCCAAAAUAUUUCUUGUAUAAUGAUACAUCAUUUUUGUGCGAUUGAGUUACACAGAACUGUUAGACAUAAUAACAGCUGUUUAUACAAUUUAUCUUAUGUAUUUGGAAUUACGUGUAAAUAUGGACUGAUAAUUCAAUAUCUGAAAUUUUACUUACAUAUCCCACAAUCCAACCAAAAAACACCACCAAAAACACCACAGUGAUAAGGUUCCUUGGGAUAUCUGUAAAUAAAAUAUAGGACUAUUGAUAGUGCUGGUAGUUUUGUACAGAUAAUGGCAAAGAAUGAUACUUUAGAAUAAUGCUUUGAGAUAUCUAAGUACAUGUUGUAAAUAUGGACAUUUGGAUGGUAUAAACUGUCAUGAAUAUAGUGGCAAUAUAUGUUUAAUAACUCUCAUUUGUACAUAUUUGCUUGUAAACAUGGACUGAUGUCAAAGAUAUUUUAAUCAGUCAACAUUCAAGGAGCGUUUGUUAAAUUAAUGCUUUGAGAUGUCAUGUAAAUAUGGUCAGACAACUCAAUAUCACCUACAUUAUUUAUGUUUCCCACAAAAGAAUGAUAAAACCCACAGUCCCUGUGACAUCUGUAAAAAAGGUAUAUGACUUCUGAUGGUACUGGUAGUUUUGUACAGACAAAAGCAAAGAAUGAGGCUUUAGAAUAAUGCUUUGAGAUAUCUUAGUACAUGUUGUAAAUAUGGACAUUUUGAUGGUAUAAACUGUCAUAAAUAUAGUGGAACAAACCAACUUUAAUUAACACAUCCAAAAUAUUUCUUGUAUAAUGAUACAUCAUUUUUGUGCGAUUGAGUUACACAGAACUGUUAGACAUAAUAACAGCUGUUUAUACAAUUUAUCUUAUGUAUUUGGAAUUACGUGUAAAUAUGGACUGAUAAUUCAAUAUCUGCAAUUUUCCUUACGUAUCCCACAAUCCAACCAAAAAACACCACCAAAAACACCACCAAAAACACCACAGUGAUAAGGUUCCUUGGGAUAUCUGUAAAUAAAAUAUAGGACUAUUGAUAGUGCUGGUAGUUUUGUACAGAUAAUGGCAAAGAAUGAUACUUUAGAAUAAUGCUUUGAGAUAUCUAAGUACAUGUUGUAAAUAUGGACAUUUGGAUGGUAUAAACUGUCAUGAAUAUAGUGGAACAAACCAACUUUAAUUAACACAUCCAAAAUAUUUCUUGUAUAAUUAUACAUCAUUUUUGUGUGAUUGAGUAACACAGAACUGUUAAUAUGUCAACAUUGUAACAGCUGUUUAUACAAUUUGUGUUAUUUAUUUGGAGUUACUUGUAAAUAUGGACUGAUAAUUCAAUAUCUCCGAUAUUACUUAUGUAUCCCACAAUUCAACCACACAAAAAACGCCUGCAAAAAACACCACAGUUAAUAAGGUUCCGUGGGAUAUCUGUAAAUAAAAUAUAUGAUUUCUGAUGGCACUGGUAGUUUUGUACCGAUAAUGGCAAAGAAUGAUACUUUAGAAUUAUGCUUCGAGACAUCUGAGUACAUGUUGUAAAUAUGGACGACAUUUGAAUGCUACAAACCAUUGUGAAUUAAGGGGCAAUAUAUGUUUAAUAACUCUCAUUUGUACAUAUUUGCUUGUAAACAUGGACUGAUGUCAAAGAUAUUUUAAUCAGUCAACAUUCAAGGAGCGUUUGCUAAAUUAAUGCUCUGAGAUGUCUUGUAAAUAUGGUCUGACAACUCAAUACCACCUACAUUAUUUAUGUUUCCCAAAAAAGAAUAAUAAAACCCACAGUUAACCAGGUUCCUUGGGAUAUCUAUAAAUAAAAUAUAGGACUAUUGAUAGUGCUGGUAGUUUUGUACAGAUAAUGGCAAAGAAUGAUACUUUAGAAUAAUGCUUUGAGAUAUCUAAGUAUAUGUUGUAAAUAUGGACAUUUGGAUGGUAUAAACUGUCAUGAAUAUAGUGGAACAAACCAACUUUAAUUAACACAUCCAAAAUAUUUCUUGUAUAAUUAUACAUCAUUUUUGUGUGAUUGAGUAACACAGAACUGUUAAUAUGUCGACAUUGUAACAGCUGUUUAUACAAUUUGUGUUAUUUAUUUGGAGUUACUUGUAAAUAUGGACUGAUAAUUCAAUAUCUCUGAUAUUACUUAUGUAUCCCACAAUUCAACCACACAAAAAACGCCUGCAAAAAACACCACAGUAAAUAAGGUUCCCUGCCAUAUCUGUAAAUAAAAUAUAUGACUUCUGAUAGUACUGGUAGUUUUGUACCGAUAAUGGCAAAGAAUGAAACUUGAGAAUUAUGCUUCGUGAUAUCUGAGUACAUGUUGUAAAUAUGGACGACAUUUGAAUGCUACAAACCAUUGUGGAUUAAGUGGCAAUAUAUGUUUAAUAACUCUCAUUUGUACGUAUUUGCUUGUAAACAUGGACUGAUGUAAAAGAUAUUUUAAUCAGUCAACAUUCAAGGAGUGUUUGUUAAAUUAAUGCUUUGAGAUGUCUUGUAAAUAUGGUCUGACAACUCAAUAUCACCAACAUUAUUUAUGUUUCUCACAAAAGAAUGAUAAAACCCACAGUUAGCGAGGUCCCCUGGGACAUCUCUAAAUAAAAUAUAUGACUUCUGAUGGUACUGGUAGUUUUGUACAGAUAAUGGCAAAGAAUUAUACUUGAGAAUAAUGCUUUGAGAUAUCUGAGUACAUGUUGCAAAUAUGGACGACAUUUGAAUGCUACAAACCAUUGUGAAUUAAGUGGCAAUAUAUGUUUAAUAACUCUCAUUUGUACAUAUUUGCUUGUAAACAUGGACUGAUGUCAAAGAUAUUUCUAAUCAGUCAACAUUCAAGGAGUGUUUGUUAAAUUAAUGCUUUGAGAUGUCAUGUAAAUAUGGUCUGACAACUCAAUAUCACCUACAUUAUUUAUGUUUCCCACAAAAGAAUGAUAAAACCCACAGUUAACGAGGUUCCCUGGGACAUCUAUAAAUAAAAUAUAGGACUUUUGAUAGUGGUGGUAGUUUUGUACAGAUAAUGGCAAAGAAUGAUACUUUUGAAUAAUGCUUUGAGAUAUCUAAGUACAUAUUGUAAAUAUGGACAUUUGGAUGGUAUAAACUGUCAUGAAUAUAGUGGAACAAACCAACUUUAAUUAACACAUCCAAAAUAUUUCUUGUAUAAUGAUACAUCAUUUUUGUGCGAUUGAGUUACACAGAACUGUUAGACAUAAUAACAGCUGUUUAUACAAUUUAUCUUAUGUAUUUGGAAUUACGUGUAAAUAUGGACUGAUAAUUCAAUAUCUGCAAUUUUACUUACAUAUCCCACAAUCCAACCAAAAAACACCACCAAAAACACCACAGUGAUAAGGUUCCUUGGGAUAUCUGUAAACAAAAUAUAGGACUAUUGAUAGUGCUGGUAGUUUUGUACAGAUAAUGGCAAAGAAUGAUACUUUAGAAUAAUGCUUUGAGAUAUCUAAGUACAUGUUGUAAAUAUGGACGACAUAUGAAUGUUACAAACCAUUGUGAAUAUAGUGGCAAUAUAUGUAUAAUAACUCUCAUUUGUACAUAUUAGCUUGUAAACAUGGACUGAUGUCAAAGAUAUUUUAAUCAGUCAACAUUCAAGGAGUGUUUGUUAAAUUAAUGCUCUGAGAUGUCAUGUAAAUAUGGUCUGACAACUCAAUACCACCUACAUUAUUUAUGUUUCCCAAAAAAGAAUAAUAAAACCCACAGUUAACCAGGUUCCAUGGGACAUCUAUAAAUAAAAUAUAGGACUAUUGAUUGUGCUUGUAGUUUUGUACAGAUAAUGGCAAAGAAUGAUACUUUAGAAUAAUGCUUUGAGAUAUCUAAGUACAUGUUGUAAAUAUGGACAUUUGGAUGGUAUAAACUGUCAUGAAUAUAGUGGAACAAACCAACUUUAAUUAACACAUCCAAAAUAUUUCUUGUAUAAUUAUACAUCAUUUUUGUGUGAUUGAGUAACACAGAACUGUUAAUAUGUCGACAUUGUAACAGCUGUUUAUACAAUUUGUGUUAUUCAUUUGGAGUUACUUGUAAAUAUGGACUGAUAAUUCAAUAUCUCCGAUAUUACUUAUGUAUCCCACAAUUCAACCACACAAAAAACGCCUGCAAAAAACACCACAGUUAAUAAGGUUCCGUGGGAUAUCUGUAAAUAAAAUAUAUGAUUUCUGAUGGCACUGGUAAUUUUGUAUAGAUAAUGGCAAAGAAUGAUACUUUAGAAUAAUUCUUUGAGAUAUCUGAGCACAUGUUGUAAAUAUCGUCAUAUAGCUUGAAUAUUGCUGAGUGCGGCGUUAAACAACAAACCAACCAACCAAUGAUUGCAGUAUUCAUUUGUGUGAAUGGUGAAAUACUUGUAAAAUAAAUCCAUAUUCUUUGUAAUAUCAGAAAGGUUUUUGUAAGUAUAUGUCAAUGAACUUACUCAGAAUGCUUAUUUCAAAUCUACCAUUUAACAGAUUUUGUGUAUGUAUUAAAAUGUUUUUGUAUUACUGCUAAGAAGAAGGAAAAAAACUAUAAUUUAUUUAUGUUUAUACUUUUCAGGAGAUGUGUGAAGGAUAUACAUGUAUAUUAUAUCCUUCACACAUCCUAUAUAUAUAUAUAGAUAUUAUAGACACACGCACACAAUAGUGUCAGGUCAUGCCAUAUCUAUGCCAGUUUUCCUGACGGAUUAGUCGUUACAUGUUGUUUUAAGAUUAAGAUAUGUAUAAUGUGUAGGUAUUUGGUAUAUGAAGGAAUAAUGUGUUGCUUUGUUAAAAUAUACCCCAUAGAGGAUCUGUUGAGGAAUUUAGAAAGUGCAGUUCAAAGCAAACAGUAGAAAGAAUGUGUGUUUGAAUGUAAAUGAGAAGGUAGGAUGAGGGACAUUUUUUAACCAUGGAAUAUUCAUAAUUUAAAAAAAGAGAAAAAUCUUUUGAAAGUGUAAUGAAAAUUAUCCGAUGUCAUUCAUAUGAAUGAGAAUUAGAGUUUGUUCAUUUCAACAAUUGCAUGUUUCGGACAUAUGACAAGACUAAAUGCAUUGGUACAAGCUAAAAUGUGUCCAAAAGGAUGAUUUUAGAGGUUUUCAGGAAGUGUUUUUCUAAUAUCUAAACAUUACAAAGUCUUUGACCCAGCUUAUUUGUUUAUGAGAUGUAGAUAAAAACAGAACAAAUUUGAGGUAAAAAUUCAUCUUAAUGAAAUUAAAUUAUUGGAAUUUGCAUCAUGUUUGUUUAAGGUAGUUGCUUAUGCUAUGUUUUUGUUCAUACAGGGCUUAUGUUGUCAUAGUUGAUAUCUGAAAAGAAAUAGCAAUUGUUUAAGCUGGGUUUUUUAUCCUGUUUACUAAUUUGUAGUCAAUUUCAUAGGAAAUUUUAGGCAUAUAGCCUGCCCCGUAUCAUGAUUGUAUUUUGUGAGAAAGGUAUCUUACAUAACUGGUCUUUUCUAAAAGAUACAACAUAUGUUUUACGUGAGAUAAAACAUGUGAAUAAUAUAUAUCUUUGUUCUGUUAUACACAAGUUUUCUAUUUUUGAUUGACUUUGAUGUUUUGCUCAUCUGACUGAAAGUCAAGUGAGCAUAUGUCGUGGGUUGUUUGUCCAGUGACCAUCUUUUCCGAAAUCCCUGAUGAAGCUGCUUGUACUCAAUGAUGACACAAUCAAGAGGUUCUGAACUGAUUUUCAAUGUGGCUAACCUCAGCCAUAUUAAAAACAUGUUUGGUCCAGGCGAGUUACAGUACCAUGGCACUAUUAUAUAUGCAUUACUUUAAGUGAGAGUUGGUACUUUAUUUAUUAAUCAAGCUUGUAAGUAGACUUUCCAAUAUAGAUCUUUUGAAAUUAAGUUGAUUAAACACACACCUCCCCACACACCCCAAGAAUGAUAAAAAAAGUAAUCAACUGCAUGUAGUAGUAUUUAAUUCAUGUUAGAUCAAAUACCAAGGUUACAUUAUUUGAAGCUAACAGAAUUGUAAGGGCAAAAGGCUCUUUGUAUUCCACCUGUCCUGAGGUGUGCUGGCUCCAAAGAGGUGAUGACUAGUGCUUGUGUCAUUAUGCUGCUGCAUAUGUUGAACAGUGUGUCAAAUAAUAGAUUGUUAGAAAAGCUCAAUAUUUAUUACAGAAAGAUUAUAUUGAUGAUUUUAGUGGUGUUAUCCAAUCAUGUAUUCUAGUUGCUUAUGUAAUUAAUAAUGUUGAUAUUAAUAUUAAUUAACAGAGGUUGAAAUAUUUUCUAACCUAGCAUCAUUUGUCUUGAUUUUGGCCUAUCACUUGGGAGACGGGAAACAACCUACAAUUUCUUUCAUUUUAAUUUGAAAUUGAUGUGCAUCCUAAUAAAAACAAUGCAAAUUAAAUGUGAGAUGCAAAGUAGAGCAUCAAAUAAAGAAAAGACAUUUGUGAAGACCAGAGAAACUAUCCUGUUUCACCCUCUGCAAAGCUUUGAUUUGGGGUUUCUAUACGUUUUUGUGAAUUUGUUUUUUAUUUAAUAAACUGUAAAUCGAA